Notothenia coriiceps (black rockcod) is the source of this 4412-nucleotide messenger RNA. Its product is annotated as bcl-2-modifying factor-like. The transcript is spliced from 3 exons. NCBI's taxonomy places the organism in Eukaryota, Metazoa, Chordata, Actinopteri, Perciformes, Nototheniidae. Gene Ontology annotation, cellular component: myosin complex. Bases 1257 to 1733 code for a protein of 158 amino acids. Gene Ontology annotation, biological process: apoptotic process; positive regulation of apoptotic process; negative regulation of autophagy. The record is from RefSeq and is a predicted model, not a curated record.
UCCAUAUGAGCCUCCCAUGUUAUUACUCUAUGUUUGUCAAAACAAAGCAUUAAGUGGUUUUACACACAGGGUUUAUUGUGAUCGCACACAGUAUAUCGUGAGGUCUGGGCAUGCUAGAGACUGGCCAAUCUGCUUAUGUUGGGUGCAGAAAUGAGAACUCCUUCUCAGACGAGCUGGCGAGCUGACAGACCAGGGUAGGGAGAGUGGCUUCGGGUUUUCCUUACAGACUGUCAUUACACUUUUGCUGUGGACCCUAAUUUGGAAGUGUGGUAGUAGUCUAACCCUGUAUUACAACUCCAUUGUGACUUGGGGGUUAACUGUUGAGGCAACUUGAAUUUCAUCCAUAUUUUGACAACUCUCUGACCUCCUAUUAAGAUUCAGGGUUGAAUUCAGUGCUUCAUUGACACUGGAGGGAUUCCCAAGUGCUCCUUGCUUCCCUCUGGUAGAGUUGUCCUUAAGGAUUUACAAUCAUGUGUAUUAUGUAUUCCUAUAAUCAAGUUUACACAUUGUGUACAUUUCUGAUAUUAUCACAGGCACUGAGCUCUGCUACCUGCAAUUGUUUGCUGUGAGAUAUAGUAAACUACCUCUAAUCCUGGUUGUAAUCAUGAGACUGUUAUUAAAAAAGCCAGGCUGCUGUCAGCUCGAGGUGUUACAUAUGCAUACACUUCAGUAUUGAUAUAAUGAGAUAUGAGUAGAUUGUGGCACACAGUGGCUCGUAUUGCAGGAAAAGUAAAGCUAUGAUAUUGGACAUUGUUAGUAUGUGUGUAAAUCAAUGCAAAUUCAAAACUUUUUUUAAACUUAGAUUUUUUACUUAUGUGUGUGUUCAUUUUCACUGUCAGAAAAAUCCCAACUUAUUUCCGUGCUUACACUAUUGCUUUUUAUUGUAAUAUAUUGUAUUUUAACCAAUGUAUCAUAAUGCAUUUCAUAUUCCCAUGCCAAUACACAUCCCUGCUGUCCACAGGGCAGCUUAGCACACAUUAAAGAUUCUACCUCUCCUUUAACUCACUCAGCCAAACCCACAUUUAUGUAAAUGUGGCUCAACCGAGUCGCCUAACCGCAGUGAAUCGUGUGGUUUCAUCACGAGAAGAACAGAGCCAUUUGUCUAAAUAAGCACUGAGCCCUUUGCCACAAGUGAAGGCGGAUCUUGUGCUUUUUUUCUCUCCCACAACUUGUUCAGUGUGGUUUUAUUGAUUUGAGGGCACUCAUUAUAAACCAGACAGGUUGUCUAUAAUCAUAACAAAUGCUUGCGAGGGAUAAUGAAUGUGUCUGAGAUCAUCUCAUCAGGCCUAAUGCAGACUCGUCCAAGGCUGCUGAUCUUCAAGUGCCCCCGUAUGGACGAUGAGGAGGAUGAUGUGUUUGAGCAGGACCCCCACUGCUGGCGCACCACAUUCAGGGAGAUAAAGUGUGAAGAGCGCGGCACACAGACACCUGGCCCUGCGCUGGCACCCGACAACGGCAUGCUGCCCUGUGGCGUCGCAGAGGAGCCCAGACCACUCUUCUACGGCAACGCGGGUUUUCGAUUGCACUUCCCGGCACGCUUUGAGCUCGUUGGGGAUCAGGAAGCGAGGAGACAGGAGAGUGAAGGGGAGCCAAACGGCAUGGAGCAGCUCCCCCGGCAGCAGCCUGUGGCCCGCAGCUUGGAGGCCGUUAUUGGCCAGAAACUCCAGCUGAUAGGAGACCAGUUUCACCGGGAACACCUUCAACUGGUGAGGAGGAAAUGUGCAUCCUGCUGACUGUACAAACUCCAGACAGACUGCUCCGGCCUCUUGUUCGCAGUAAACAAGUUCAGCUGGUCAAUAAUACGCCAAGCGGUGACAGAAUCUCCCUUUAGUGCACUUCAACAAGUGGUACCUCUGGCUAUCCUGAUUUAUAGAUCUUGUAAAUAUUCCUGACAGUUUUUAAAGUGUUUAAUAGAUUGUAACCUGGGAUUGGCAGCAUGCAAACAAAUAGUUGUUUCUGUUAUGUUGAGUCUCGAGCUGAGCUGACCUAAUAAAAUGCAGUAAAGCCAGGAGGAUAUGCUAUAAUAACAUCAACCCCUUAUCCUAAUAACCAUAUGAUAAAUAUACAAUGAACACUUCUCAGUUCCUCACCUUUACAACAUAGCAGCAGUAAAUCGUUUUACACCUCAUUAUUCUUCAUGCAAUAGGAACAUUUCAUUAGUUACAUAAGCGUCUUUAGAAACAAAAUACUGCACAUGAACUUAUUUGAAGGUGAAGGAGAGACUUUUCUUUAUCUUUACAAUGUUUUGGAGUGAGUUGCCCCCUUAUGAGGAUCUGUGCGCUCAGUUAAAAGUGAUUUGUUUAUUGUGGACUGGAGACAGCUGUGCCUCAGUUGUAAACUGAAAAGUAAGGUUUUGUUUUGAUUAUUGCUCAAUAAAUCAGUAGCAUAUGGGUCUUCCACUGGAUCUCCAAAAGUGCCGAUUAAGAAUAACUACUGCCAUCAAACUAGACGUGGUUAUGUGUGUGUUUGUGUGUGUGUGUUUGUGUGUGUGUCGUAAGGAUUUAUGUUGGGACAAAAGUUUGCUCUCUUUUAUUGUGUUUGCCACAUAUUUGUUUUGGAGUGGCUGCACACAUGCAGGACCUACAGAGCCCAGCGCUUCACCCCCUUCCUUCCCUCAAGCCAAAAACAUUGCUGAACAUGGACAACCCUUCCCCCAUCUUCCUAACCCAGGCCGGCCCUCCCCCUGCCUCCUCUUCCUGUUUAUUUCUCUCCCUCUCUUUCUCUCUCUUUCCCCCCUGUUUCCUCUGUGUGCUGCAGAGGCAAGUGGCAUGGAGGAUAGCUGGCCUGGAACAACACAUUGUGGUGUGGUCAGGGUGACACUGUCCGAGUCUGCUGCACAAAUGUGGGAGCGUUGUACAACCGUGACACACUGUUGUAUCAUUGGCUGUAACAUCAACAAUAUAAACAAACCCUCAGGAGAGUUUCUGCUGAGUCUCCUGUUGCACAAGUGCACAAAGUCUGGCACGCAGUUAUUUACAUGUGCAUAUUCAUCCACACUUCGUUCAGGAGAAAGCAGAAGUGGCGCGAGGAGGUAAACAUGUUGAAACCCGAAGCUCUGCGCGUAAGCCCCCGGGGGGACGAGAGAGGUCCUCUCAGCUAUAGAGAGAGAGGAGGUGGGGGGGGCUCCAUAUGGAUGCAUGUAUAUGAAGAAGUGAAGAAGCAACAAUCUUCAGUUGUCUUGAAACCUCCCCACCCGGCACUCGAUAUAUUUGUUUUCUUCAUAGUGUGAGACAGUUUCAGAUUUUCUCAUGCGCUUAUCAAGUUAUUUAUACACCCCUAGAGCUCAGCAUGACUCAUGUAUUGUGACACUGGCAAAUGCACACAGACAUCCAGACAGUCAGACACCCGGGUUGCUGCGAUGUGUGUGUGCGGUCGGUACCUACUGACGCACAGCGGCGACGGGCCUGGGUCAGGCGAUGAGGAAGUGGUAGUAACUCCUUUUGCUUGUUGAGUAAACGGCGGAGAGGACAGUCAGAGUGAGAGCGGCUCCGUGAAAUCAUUUCCUGAAGCAGCGUGUGACACAAACGCCAAUAUAGUGUGAUAGCCAAUAUAGUGUGAUUAAGAGAGUCAUAUUUUUGAUGAUGAUGAUGAUUUAAAAACCUAGAUGAUGGUGUGCGGUUUUGGAUAAGAUAAGAUUGACUUUGUUGAUCUUAAUUUCGGAAAUGUUUUCGUCACAGCAGCAUGUUAAAACAAGGCCUUGCACAUAGUGUGAAAAUGAAAAAGAGUAGAAAAAACCCCGAACAUAACCUCUCAAAACAGAUCUAAAAAGUCAAAUGUAUAGACACUGACAGUGAAAGGGAUGUGCGAUUCCAUAUCAGUCUCUUUAAUUGACAUUUCUGUUAAUUGAAUUGGCUCCUGUAAAUGCUCUUGCACGAAUUCACCCAUACGUUUUUCUGCAUUUUACUGUCUCAGACCUUCCCAUCACACAGUCAGUAAGAAAAGCCCUCACUCAAUAACAGAGUAACUGUGUGUCAGGUCUUAGUGCUCCUGUCAGUAGGUGAUUGCAGUGUUUUCAGUGCAGACACUUGUCCCAGAGCCAUCCAAGUGCCUCUGACUGCCAUCAUCGGGAUGGAUCUGAGAGCAGCGUGGCUGUGAGCGUUCUCCAUGGGAGCCCGAGGCCCCUGGCGAAAGGAGGGAUUAGGUAGCGACGGAGUGCUGGUGGAUGCUGACAGAUAAAUUGCUCCUCUGUCAGAGAGGGCUUGAGGGGACGUGGGGGUCCCCAGAGGAUGGCUGACAUUAGCCGGCCCCGCCAUUUGAGACAAGUCAAUAAUGAGUGUCACAAUGGCAGGAAGGCGGCUCCAGCCUGCACAGGGCAAGGAGCAGAGUUGGGUUUCAUCCCCAUGUUUCUUUAAGAGAGACGACUCCUGGUGCUUUCGAUAGGAGGUGCUGAAAGAAGGGUUGAAUAUCGCCCG